CACUGCCGUUACCACGCGGCUACUUUCAUGCCUCAUCACAAACACCGGCGGAAUACAGGAGCUCCCAGACGUCUGUACACCUCGACUAAACAAUAAAUGAGUGUUGCGAUGCAGGUGGGGCAGCUAUUGAGACAAAGUGUGCUGAAACAUGCUGGGAGCAGACCCCUGUGCAGUUCUGAGCCAUUGAUUUCUGCAGUGCGUGGCAUCAGCUCGUCACCACAGCAGUUUGCUGCUUCUGGGAGAGCUCACACCUCAUCUAACACAGACACUGAUGUCCCCAAAGUCCUCAUCACUGGAGGUCUUGGGCAAUUAGGAGUGGGACUUGCCAAAUUGCUGAGGAAACGAUUUGGGAAAAACAAUGUGAUUCUGUCUGAUAUCCGAAAACCCCCCAUCGAUGUCUACCACAAUGGUCCAUUCAUUUUCUCAGACAUCCUGGACUACAAAAACCUCAGAGAGAUCGUGGUCAACAACAACAUCAGCUGGCUGGUUCACUACUCAGCUGUUCUGUCCGCUGUGGGGGAGAGCAAUGUCCCACUGGCCAAAGAGGUUAACAUCACAGGUCUCCAUAACAUAUUAGACAUAUCAACCGAACAUGGUCUACGCGUGUUUGUCCCCAGCACAAUCGGUGCCUUCGGUCCGUCCUCACCCAGGGAUCCCACCCCUGAAUUAUGUGUUCAGAGGCCACGCACUAUCUACGGUGUCUCCAAGGUCCAUGCAGAGCUGAUGGGUGAGUACUACCACCACAGGUAUGGGCUAGAUUUUCGCUGUCUCAGGUAUCCAGGCAUCAUCUCAGCUGACUCCCAGCCUGGUGGAGGAACUACAGACUAUGCUGUUCAGAUCUUUCACUCAGCUGUGAAGACUGGACACUUUGAGUGCAACCUGCGCAGUGACACACGGCUCCCUAUGAUGUACAUUGAUGACUGUCUGAGGGCUACUUUAGAGUUCUUAGAGGCUCCCGCAGACAAACUUGUCAGCCGCACCUACAAUAUCCACUCCAUGAGCUUUACACCUCAUGACCUCACUCAGGAAAUGCAAAAACUUCUGCCUUACCUAAAGGUCACCUACAAUGUGGAUCCUGUCCGACAGGCUAUAGCGGACAGUUGGCCAAUGGCAUUAGAGGACAGCGCGGCAAGGCGAGACUGGGGCUGGAAACAUGAGUAUGACCUGCCACAGUUAGUGCAGACCAUGCUGACUCAGAUUAUUACGAAUCACAAGCUGGCGCAAGUCAACUGAGCCUUUUGUAGCAUUUGCACUGAUAAAAGCAGCGAAGCCAUUGCUUUAACUCACAGGUACAUGAGAGUAGGAAAUAAAAAGUUGUUAAUUCAUUCAAAUAAAUAUUUGGAUGAAAACAACUCAAAAAGGUACCAAAAAAAUCUCAGACUUCCGUCUAGUGUUUGUUAUUACAUCUGCACUUGAUGUUUGCAUCAUCUAUCCAUUCAUCUCCUUUUGUUCAGCCAUUGCCUGUCUUGAGGUUUUAGGCUUAAAAUAAGCCAGUCUUUAUAGUAGUGAAACAAUCAAAAUUUCAUUAGACUAUGAGAAAAAUUGAGGAUUAUCCGAUUUAUGGAUUGUCCAAAACACAUGUUUAUGUUGCAAGAGCAUGCUGAAUUCUAGGAAGUUACUUAUUUCCCCCUAAGAGAAUUGAAUUCUCUUUACAAAUGUACUGUAUGGUAUAUCUAGGAUCAGUUU
Sphaeramia orbicularis (orbiculate cardinalfish) is the source of this 1686-nucleotide messenger RNA. RefSeq names its product L-threonine 3-dehydrogenase, mitochondrial-like. The coding region runs from base 97 to 1233 and encodes 378 amino acids. The transcript is spliced from 10 exons. NCBI's taxonomy places the organism in Eukaryota, Metazoa, Chordata, Actinopteri, Kurtiformes, Apogonidae. Gene Ontology annotation, molecular function: L-threonine 3-dehydrogenase activity. The record is from RefSeq and is a predicted model, not a curated record. Gene Ontology annotation, biological process: L-threonine catabolic process.